This is a messenger RNA of Xyrauchen texanus (razorback sucker), 3363 nucleotides long. RefSeq names its product carbohydrate (keratan sulfate Gal-6) sulfotransferase 1 (gene chst1). Gene Ontology annotation, cellular component: Golgi membrane. The transcript has 2 exons. NCBI's taxonomy places the organism in Eukaryota, Metazoa, Chordata, Actinopteri, Cypriniformes, Catostomidae. The record is from RefSeq and is a predicted model, not a curated record. The coding region runs from base 775 to 2037 and encodes 420 amino acids. Gene Ontology annotation, biological process: keratan sulfate proteoglycan metabolic process; carbohydrate metabolic process; N-acetylglucosamine metabolic process. Gene Ontology annotation, molecular function: N-acetylglucosamine 6-O-sulfotransferase activity; keratan sulfotransferase activity.
CUGAAAUCCACCAUCCGGCCAUUUCUAUCUCAUUUAUUCUCUCGCAUUAUAUUCCCUGAAUUAUAUACUAUAUCAAUCUCUUGUCCAAAAAUAUUUUCGAAGGCCGAGAAAAAUCGGCUGAAAUUUCUAGACCCCGUCAAUUCACCUCAUCCAAAACUUACUCCGUGUUCAAAGGCUUCAUCAUCAUCAUCAUCAUCAUCAUCGAGCACUGACAUGUUCUCAGGGAGGACGAGUAGUGAACCUAAUCUGCCUCCACCCGUGCUGUUUUUGUUCUCCUCCUUUGUCAACUGUGUUUUUGAGGAAAGAGGAGAUGCAUAUUCGUAGAGGGUUUCGUUGGGCCGCCUACGUUUUACUUAAUCUGGGACCAACUGGCACACCUCUCUUCAGUCUUCACCUCACGACAAACGAACGAAAUAUCCGUCCGGCGUUUCGCGUACAGAGAGAUGUCUGAGGAUGCGCAUCAAUACCUUAUUCAUCCCUUUUCUCUCCACGGAGCCCGUCUUUGAAUGUUUUACUCCGAGCAUGAAUGGGGCUGCUUGAGGAUAUAUGACCUUUUUCAUCGCCGUUCCCGACGGUUUAUUAAGGGAACAGGAACACCUCGAUAUUUAAACACAAGAACAAAAAGCGUAAAAGCGUCUAUGACGGGCGUUACGGAAAGCCAUCGCAGCUUAUGUAAAUGUUUUUCUUCUGUUUAAAAUUUCGGCAUGUUCACGUGCAGCUUAAUAUGAGAUAGGAUCAAAUCAGACUGCAUCAUCUAAAUGAAGUUACCCAGCCAUGCAAUGUUCCUGGAAGGCUGUGAUUCUGCUUGCAUUGGUGUCCAUAGCGAUUCAAUACACAGCAAUCAGGACAUUCACAGCCAAGCCUUUUCAUAUGUGCCCGGUCCCUAACCCUUUGAACUGCGGCUUGGGACAGGAUGUGGAGCCCUUCGAACGGACGUGUGACGAGUACCCGUAUUUUAAUUACAAUUCCUCCAGGAAGAUUCACAUCCUCAUCUUGGCGACCACCCGAAGCGGCUCAUCUUUCGUUGGACAGUUGUUCAACCAGCACUCAGAUGUGUUCUAUCUUUUUGAACCACUUUAUCACGUUCAAACGACAUUAAUCCCUCACCUUUCUCCCAGCAGAUAUGCUGUUGAGCGCAGGGUGAUGCUGGGAGCCAGUCGCGACCUUCUGAGAAGCUUGUACAACUGCGACUUGCAUUUCUUAGAGAGUUACAUUAAACCGCAGCCUGCAAACCACACCACGGACAAACUCUUUCGAAGAGGAGCCAGCAAAGCCCUUUGUUCCAUGCCGGUCUGUGAUGCCUUCAGCCCCAGCGAAGGCAAUGUAGAUGAGGGGGAUUGUGUUCGAAAGUGUGCCACUCUCAAUUUGACCCUAGCUACCGAAUCGUGUCGAGAAAAGCAUCACGUGGCCAUUAAAACAGUGCGCAUACCGGAGGUCAGUGACCUCAAGGCGCUAAUCGAAGACCCUCGGCUUAACAUGAAAGUGAUCCAGCUUGUGAGGGAUCCACGUGGGAUAUUAUCUUCACGGAUUGAAACCUUUCGGGACACGUACCGUCUGUGGCGGAUCUGGAGAGCCACAGGGCGGAAACCAUACAACUUGGAUUUGACCCAGCUCACAACAGUGUGCGACGACUUCCUGAACUCUGUGUCCACAGGUUUAAGCCGGCCACCGUGGCUUCGGGGAAGGUACAUGCUGGUAAGAUACGAGGACCUGGCCAGGAACCCGCUCCAAAAAACCAAGGAGGUUUAUGAGUUCCUGGGUCUUUCCAUGGAAAAGAACAUUGUGGACUGGAUACACAACAACACCAGAGGCAAUAAUGAUGUGUCAGCAAAGCAUAAGUACGGCACGUUGAGGGACUCCGCAGCCAACGCAGAAAGCUGGAGGUUGAAAUUGUCUCAUGACAUAGUUGAUUACACGCAAACUGUUUGUCAGCACAUUUUAGACGAGCUUGGCUACAAGGCUGUCAACUCCCCUGAGGAGCUGAAAAACAUGUCGCUCUCGCUCAUUGAGGACAAAACCUUCAUACCUUUUUUGUAACAAAGGUUAUCGUGUGCACACACAUCUAUUUUUCUACAUUUAUAUUGUACAUUUAUGCCUUAAUGUGAUUGACAUUUGCACUAUGAACAGUUUUUGUACUUUGGAGACUCCCUCGCAGUCACUAUGAUUUUCUGAACAGCACAAGAACCAAAACCCUUAGCUGUAAAGAGAUCGUAACUUCACCUGGAUUGCUCUUGAGAUUGCUUAUUAUUUAUAUACUAGAACAGAGCACCACACUACUGACAAAGAAAAUUUCUGUAUGCUGGCCAUUGCUAUGACAAAAGUGAAUGUGAAUAUUUUGUCGGUCAAAGGACCCAAGCUAUUCUCAAGAAAAACAGACCUAAUGUGGGACUGAAAUGCUGUCAUAUAUAAUAACAGCUGUGCAAUAAAAUUGUGAAUGUUUCAGUUAGACUGUUUCUCAGGUUGUUUCUCAGUGUAAAUUCUUGACUGCUACAACUUGGAACGGACUUUAAAGGAAUAUUCCAGGUUCGGUGCAAGUUAAGCUUAAUUGGCAGCAUUUGUGGCAUAAUUUUGAAUACCACAAAAAUGUAUUUUGACUUGUUCCUCCUUUUCUUUAAAAAAAGCCAAAAUCUGGGUUCCAGUGAGGCGUUUUCAAUGGAAGUGAAUGGGGCCAAUCCGUAAAUGUUAAAACACUCACUUUUUCAAAUAAUAUGCAUGGUAAUAUGUUUUCUGUGUAAAGUUAUAUUCAAUUUUACAACUCUGUUGCACUGAUGUUGUUACACCAUAAACCUUAAAAAGACCCAUCAAAAUAAUUAUUGAAACAAUUUUACAGCUAAUAUAAUACACAAGUUUUUAAAAUGCUUUUAAACAAUUGUAAGCUUCACAUUUCUACCCUCCAAAAAUUGGCCCCAUUCACUUACAUUGUAAGAUCUUCACUGUAACCUCGAUAUUUGCUCUUUUUAAGUCAUAUUUGUUUUGUUUUGUUUUGUUGAAGUAAUCAACAUUAUGCCAGAAAUGCUGCCGAUUGUGCUUAACAUGUAUUGAACCCAGAAAAUUCCUUUAAGAUAUGGUUUGGUUUUCUUUUAGAAUGCAUUAUGCAUUGGUGCUGUAUCCAGGGGGAAAAAAGAAGAACAAAUCCACUACAGCGAAGCACAGUGCAAUCCAAUUUAUAGUGUGGAAAAACAACAAUUUUAUGUUAUUUCCAUAUGAAAUGCAUGGAAUCAUUCAUUCUUUAGUGAAUUUCUUCAUCAUCAUUGAUACAGUGCAUGUAGAUUUAUAUUUAGUGUCCAUGGGAAAAAUGUCUGGCUCAAUUUAUAUAAAAGAGACUUUUGCUAUUUUUGAACUUUGUAUAAAUCUAGAAACAGA